AUGUAAUAGCAGACUGUUGAUGAAAAUAUUCUCUAAUAAGUAUAUUAAUCAUUUUAUUAUAGUUGAGACGUAUUUUAAGUUUUUAAUUCUUAAGCAGAAACUAUUUUCUAUUAAGAAAAUUUGAUCCUAACACAGGUUGUAUAAGGCUUUAGUGUUUAGCCAAAGAAAAAAGCUUUAGACAAUUACUAGAUUAUCCAUAUGGAUUAGAAACUCUAGCCAAUGUAUAAAUUUGAAAAUUAACUUUUUAGAUAUUGAUCUAAUAUAACUAUAGUAAUUGGAUUUUCGAUUAAACUUUCAAUGUAAUUAGACCCAUCUUUGCAAAAGAAAGAAAAUAAGUGUAAAUUUUGAUCAAAAAGAAUCAAGUGGAUGAAUUUAAGAAAUUUUUGUUAGAAUUAGAUAUUUCAAAGGAAUAUGAAGUUUAAGAAGCAGAGUAUAUAGCAAAUAAAGAUUUGAUAAAAUUUUUCAUUAUAUUUGAUAAUGAAGAUGAAGCAUAGAUAGGUUUUAGUAAAAUAUAAUAAUGCAAAGUUACAGUAAAAUUAUCAUAUGAAAUUUUAAGUUUGCAAUUCAAAAUGCGAGAAUGGAGGAAGUAGAUUUCUUUAACAGAUUCCUAAAUAUUGUUUAAUCUAAGUAAUAAUAAUUUUAAGAGUAAAGAAUGAAUAAUGCAAGAAAUUAUGAAGAUAUGUAAUUUGAACAAUAAUAAUUUUAACAUCAUUAAUAUCCUUAAUAGAAUCAAUACAAAUAAUAUUAAUAAUAGAAAUUUUAUUAAUAAUAAUAAGAUUGUACUUCCUUAGACAUUGUAAGUUAAAGAUUAAAUCAAAUUAGAUCAAAUGAAAAAAUAGAAUUAAAUUAUGCUCCUUUGUAAGAAUAAUAAUCAAUGUUUUCAUUUUUACCUCAUUUGAAUCCAACACAAUAAAUUUAAAUUCAAGAAGGUUAAGAGAAUCCAAAAUUUAGUGAAAAGAAAAAUUCUAUUGAAAUAAUAAAUACAGAAGUAGAUCCUGAAAAUUCUCAAUCAUAAACCAAUUAGAUGUAAAUAUCAAGAGAAUCAGAAUCAAAUAAAGAAAAUUCUGUGGAAAGAAAUAAUUAAGAAAAAACACAUUAAGUAGAAUUGUAUGAAUAAAAAUAAUAUUCUAAAUAUGGAUAUUAAUAAAAUGGAUAUGUAAAUAUUUAUUUAUAAUUUAGUAAUAAAAGAGAAGAAAUAACUAUGAAUAUAAUAAGUAUCAUAACAAAUCAAAUAAUAGGAAAUAACCAUAUUAUAGUAUUAAAUUGUCAUUAAUAUUUAGAUCGUUUAGAGAAUGAUUUAAGUGAGUUUACUGGAUAUAAGAAAUAUCAAUAAAGAUAGCAAAAGGAAUAUUAUGAAUUGAAAAAAGAAUAUUGA
Messenger RNA from Paramecium pentaurelia, 1375 nucleotides. Lineage: Eukaryota; Ciliophora; Oligohymenophorea; Peniculida; Parameciidae. The record is from the annotation of a GenBank genome assembly.